Messenger RNA from Amoebophrya sp. A25, 933 nucleotides. The record is from the annotation of a GenBank genome assembly. NCBI's taxonomy places the organism in Eukaryota, Dinophyceae, Syndiniales, Amoebophryaceae.
AGUCUAAUUUUAGCAGUGCUGCCGUUCCAGCGUGACGGCUUCGCCUAUGCGCUGCAGCGGGGUGGCCGUGUGCUGUUCGGCGAUGAGAUGGGCCUUGGGAAGUCGUUACAAGCAUUGAUGACGAUCGACUUUUACCACGAAGAGCUUCCGUGCUUGAUAGUUUGCCCCUCCAGUCUGCGCUUCGGGUGGCGCGAUCAGGCGUUAAAGUGGCUGGGGGAAAGCGGCACAGGACUGAUUGCGAGGUGUGCCACGUCUCUGCGAAUUGGAGAAGUUCUGACACGCCUGACGGCCGGGGAGCCUAAGGUGCCGGAUAAGAAUCGCGCAGAAGGAAAGGGGACAGUAGCUGCUGAUGCGCUUGCUGUGCGACGGUCGCGCGUAGGCGAAGCAGAUGAACUGAUUCUCAAUGAGGGUUCCGACUGGGAGAAAGAGGUGUUUGGUGACUCACCAGGUAACUCACCAUCAGCAAGAGAUGACCAUGGUAGCGGAGACACGCGAGCCGAGGGCGCUGGUCAUGAUGCGGAGACCGGGGCGCCGGUAGCUAGCGCCACGUGGAUGAAAAAAACCCCGAUGAAAAGACAUGGAGAAGAGAAAAAUGCAAAUGCAGCAUUGAAAAAGAAGGAUGCUGCAGUAGCAUCCGAAACUCAUGAUUUAGCCGAUGGGGAUUCUGCCACGCGAAGCUUUGUUCAGGUAUUGCUUAGCGGCAAGGACAAAUUGGACCCCGCCGCGAAAGUUGUAGUUUGCAGCUUCGACCUGCUGAAGACUGAGAAAUUUCGAAGGGCCCACGAUGGCGAACGAUAUCGGGUUGUCGUGGUGGACGAGUCGCAAUUUAUAAAAUCCGCGAAAUCCGACCGCACGAAACGGGUCACCGAAAUUUGCGAUGGAGCGCACCGUGUUAUGCUCCUCAGCGGGACGCCGGCUUUGAACAAAGCUUAA